AUGGGGCCACUUUUGGAUGUUUCAUAUGAGUCUGCUAUUCCUCAAUCUCCAGGCGAUUCCCACAAUAACAAUCACAAUCCUGGAGAUGCAACUAUUUUAAGAUUAUUAAAAAAUGAGUUGCGCAAAGAGGUUACUUUGAAAAGAGAGGCUUUAGCUCGUGUUGAAGAUUUGGAAGUAGCAUUACAUUCACGUGACGUACAACUUAGCCGGCUAACAAAAUCUCUUCGUUACCGAGUGGAAGACACUGAAGCUCAAGCGGACCGACUAACCAAAAUGCGGCUGGAUGAAAUGGAGCAGGCUCGAGAGACUGCAGAUGAGCUCAAAGAUUGUAUAAAAAGACUUCAAGAACGAGUUUCCAACGAUAAGGCCGCUCUUAACGAAGCCGUAGGCUUUUAUUUUUUGUUCUGA
Molecule: messenger RNA, 408 nt
Organism: Protopolystoma xenopodis
Lineage: Eukaryota; Metazoa; Platyhelminthes; Monogenea; Polystomatidea; Polystomatidae
Source: the annotation of a GenBank genome assembly